AUGAACAAAUUAUCAUUGCCUUCAGAUAACAAGGACAAUGAGUUCUUUGAUGAGGAUGCUAUUUCAAAAUCAACCAUAUAGGCACUAAACAAUUCCUUUGAUAAGGAACAAUUAGAUGAAUAGAUUGAAAGACCAUUCACACCUUUAGAUGCACAAGUUGAGUCUAUACCAAAAGAAUAGUGUAGAUUUUGUAAGCGACAAUUCUUUUAAGGAAAGUUAGCUCUACAUUUGCGAAGUUGUACUGCUGAUCACCCUUUUGUUAAAAAAUCUAAUAAGCAAAAAACUUAAAUACCUUUAACUUAACCAAUAAUACAACCUUGUCCUUAUUGUCAUAAGAAAUUGAGAAAUCCUUAAAUUCACGCUGUAAAAUGUCUUGCUAGACCAAAAGCGUUAGACAAAUAUAAAGUCAUUGCAUCUAUAAAUGAAGAAGAAGAAGCAGAUGAAACAUUGCUCUAGGAACUAUCAGCAAGUUAACCUACUUUCUUGCCUAAAAUUAAAUAGCGUCCUGAAAACAUAUUAUCUCGCUCUGUUCCUAUUGUUAAGUGUCCUUCCUGCUAGAAAACAUUUGAAUAAAAGGCAGCUGAUAAACAUAUUUAAUUAUGUUUUCGAAUGAGCAGUGGCAAUAAAUUUCAGAGAAGUGUAUUUUGUACUAAUUGUGGAAACAAAUUCGCUAAUAACCAUAAGUACUGUGGUUCUUGUGGAAAAAAAAGACUAUGA
Paramecium primaurelia is the source of this 717-nucleotide messenger RNA. NCBI's taxonomy places the organism in Eukaryota, Ciliophora, Oligohymenophorea, Peniculida, Parameciidae. The record is from the annotation of a GenBank genome assembly.